GUCCAAGUUACUGAUACAAACAGAAGACUCCAAGAAGCUGGGAAAGAGGUGCUAGCUCAGACAGAGGAAGUCAUCCAGAGUAGACUCCAGCAGAGGAAUAUUACGACCGUGGUCGAAAAACUUCAGUUGUGCCUUCCAGUAUUGGAGAUGUACAGCAAAUUGAAAGAGCAGAUGAAUGUCAGAAGAUAUUAUUCUGCUCUAAAAACAAUGGAACAGCUAGAAAACAUAUAUUUCCCUAGAGUUAGUCAAUAUCGGUUUUGCCAAAUCAUGAUUGGGAACCUUCCAAAGCUUCGCGAGGAAAUUAAAGGGAUUUCCAUGUCAGAUCUGAAGGACUUCCUGGAGAGCAUCCGGAAACAUUCAGAUAAAAUUGGUGAAAUGGCAAUGAAGCAGGUAAACAUCCUGAAAUGCUCAAUUUUAAAAUAUUAUUCAGUAAAGCCGGACUACAACAAUCACAUUUAGAUUUUGUUCCUAGUCUCAGGGGAACUUUCUCUGAUAGCAUCCUUACUAACAUUAUGAAUACAGGUUCACCGACAAAAGGGCGCCCGAUAAAAGCGCGCCUGACUAAACCGCGGUG
Thamnophis sirtalis is the source of this 574-nucleotide messenger RNA. Lineage: Eukaryota; Metazoa; Chordata; Lepidosauria; Squamata; Natricidae. The record is from RefSeq and is a predicted model, not a curated record.